Messenger RNA from Bufo bufo (common toad), 1068 nucleotides. RefSeq names its product pejvakin (gene PJVK). The coding region runs from base 4 to 1068 and encodes 354 amino acids. Gene Ontology annotation, biological process: programmed cell death. Gene Ontology annotation, cellular component: cytoplasm. The transcript has 6 exons. Lineage: Eukaryota; Metazoa; Chordata; Amphibia; Anura; Bufonidae. The record is from RefSeq and is a predicted model, not a curated record.
ACUAUGUUUGCUGCUGCUACAAAGAACUUUGUGAAACAAGUGGGUGAUGGUGGGCGUCUGAUACCCGUGCCCAACCUUAGUGAAGCAGACAAAUACCAGCCUCUGAGCCUCGUGAUAAAGAAGAAGCGCUGCUUGCUUUCCCGCAAGUACAAAUUCAUCUCAACCCCUUUUACACUCAAGGAUAUUCUUAAUGGAGAUAAGGAAAUUUCUGCAGGUGUCAGUUCUUAUCAGCUGCUGAACUAUGAAGAUAAAUCUGAUGUGUCUUUCAAUCGGAGACAUGGGAAUCAGAUCAUGAAUGACGUUGGCAUCAAUGUCUAUGGCUCUGAUUCGGUUGCAGUUAAAGCUUCCUUUGGCGUUGUAACCAAACACGAAGUAGAAGUCCCGACACUGCUUAAGGAGCUGAUUUCCAGAACUAUUGACUUGGAUCACUGUUUAGUUCGUCAGUCAAGAGAAAAUGGAAAGGAAAUCCUGUGUGUGGUGAUGGAAACCAUUCGGACAACUCGCCAGUGUUCUCUGUCUGUCCAUGCUGGCAUGCGGGGAGAAGCCAUGAGGUUUCGCAUAAUUGAUGAGAAGAACCACAAAGGGCGUGACAAAGCUAUCGUGUUUCCAGCGCACACAACCAUAGCAUUUAGUAUCUUUGAUCUGUACAUUCACCUGGAUGGUCACUUUGAACUUUGUGUGUCAUCUGCUUCAAAAGGUGGUUUUGAGAAGGAGCCUAAUAGAUCAUUUUCCUUGAAUGCUAUACGGAACACCUUGUACCGAACAGGAAAAAGAACAAUGGAUAUCAUUGCUAACUCAGAUUCUUACAUGGAUGACAUAUUUUCCGAUUACUAUGACAAGGCGGCCAGCAUGACUGACAUUUCUACUACAUACAUGCGAGAAGGAGCGCACACGCGUGUUAACCUCCUGAAUAAUAACAUUCCCAAGGGACCAUGCGCUCUGUGCGGGAUGGGAAGUUCCAAAAGAGAGACGGUGUAUGGCUGCUUUGAGUGCUCUUUCAAUGGACAGAAGUACGCCAGGCUCCACGCCGUACCAUGCUUUGACCUGUGGCACAAGAGACUGAAGUGA